Messenger RNA from Anastrepha obliqua, 3452 nucleotides. It is a transcript of the gene Ent3, whose product is annotated as equilibrative nucleoside transporter 4. The transcript has 5 exons. NCBI's taxonomy places the organism in Eukaryota, Metazoa, Arthropoda, Insecta, Diptera, Tephritidae. The record is from RefSeq and is a predicted model, not a curated record. Gene Ontology annotation, cellular component: plasma membrane. Gene Ontology annotation, molecular function: nucleoside transmembrane transporter activity; monoamine transmembrane transporter activity. Bases 1167 to 3191 code for a protein of 674 amino acids. Gene Ontology annotation, biological process: nucleoside transmembrane transport.
UGGAAUGUCACUCAUUUUUGCCUUGCCGCUCUUAAAACUAAGCGUUCACAAAAUGUAUAUCAAACAGUGGUAAUGAAAACAUGCCCACAUUCAGCCACUAAUAAAGCGAAAUGUCUCAAGAUGUACGAGCAUUUUGUAAUCAAACAUAUAGAUGAGGAAUCAUGAGAAUGGAAAGAGAGGAACAAAAACACCUGCAUAUGGAUUUCGUGUUGGUGUAAACAAACAGCGAUAAAACAGAUGACGAAAUCACCAGUGACGGACAACUCAACAACAUGUGACAGUUGCAAUGUUGAAAUGACAGCACAACCAAAAUCGAUAAUGAAAAGGACUUGCGCAAUAGACGCUGAAAGAAUGCAAAGGCCAGCCAAGUUUUAGUACUACACGGCAUAGGCAGCACAUACAAAAUUUUUGCAUUAGAAAAAUUACUAAAAUUAACCCUGUUCAUAAAUAUAAAUUACUUCAAUUAAAAUAAAAAGUUAAAGCCAUAUUAUAAGAAAUUAUUUUCGAUUAGUUCAAGCAAGCAGGUAGCGGGAAAAGUAGAGGUGCAGUGGAAAAUGUGAAGAGCAGCCAGACACACAAGUGCAAUGAAAAAAUUGCUAAGAGAAAAACAUUGUAAUUCUUGCAAGUAACGAGUUGAAAGUUAAAAAGAUAGUGGUUAAGUGACUUGCUGUUGGAAAAAAAAAUAAAAAAAUUAUGCAAUCUAGACAAAUUUGAACGGUUUAAAAGCUCUUAAAUUCAAGCAGUUUUAGUAUGAGCAACGGUUGAGUGUCAAAAGUGUUGCCAAAACUGUUUCUCAUUUAUCGAUUAAAAACACUACAACUCUUGAUGACAUUGAGAGUUUUCCAUUUUCUGGGGUGUCAAUAACUACGUGGAAAUUAACGGUGCCUAGCAUAGUAAUUAAUACUUUGCAAUAGAAAAAGUUAACUAAGUGAGUGAGAGAAAAUAUAGAUCCACAGCUGCCCAAUUGAAACAUAGAAAGUGUCAAGUUGAAGGUUAAACGUAAUGCGGUAAAUCACUUAAAAUCCAUUUUUGUGCGCCGCAAAGUAGACUACAUUAUUCGUGUUUGUGCUUAGUGCCAGAAUACGACGACAAUUACGGAAACUUGCUACCCAUUAUCAAGAACAUUUGUACACCUUGAAAGUGCAAAUAUUUGUUAAAUAACGGAAAUGGAAUCCGCUCAGGCCACAACUUAUGAACCGCUUGAAGGGCGGGGCGCCGGCAUUCGCCAUGAGCCCAUGGACAGUCCGGAGGCGGACGUACGCAUGCCCAAAGAUCAUAAUCAUGCUGUUUAUUUAGCGUUACUAGCUGCUGGUAUUGGCUUUGUGUUGCCUUACAAUAGUUUCAUCAUCGCUGCCGACUACUGGCAGGCUCGCUUUCCCGGACGCUCAGUGGCACUGGACAUGUCCAUGACGUAUAUAAUUGUCGCUUUUGCUACCGUUUUGCUGAAUAAUGUUUUUCUAUCGCUGGCACCGUUUCGUGUGCGUGUCCUUUUCGGUUAUGUGGUGUCAUUUACUACGCUCAUCUUUGUGGCUGUGUGCGAGGUGGCGUUUCAUAUGUUUGCUGCCAAUACGGCGUACUCAGUGAAUUUGGCUGCUGUAUCAUUGGUGGCCAUCGGUUGUACAGUUCAACAAUCCAGUUUCUAUGGUUUUGCCAGUAUGUUACCCAAAGAGUACACCCAAGCAGUCAUGGCUGGCGAGAGCAUUGCUGGCUUUUUGGUAUCUUCCAAUCGAGUGGCUACUAAGAUGCUAAUCCAAAAUGAUCGCGUGUCGACGGUCAUCUUCUUUCUCACUUCAACUUUGUACAUUCUUUUCAGCUAUGUGCUGCAUCUGGCGACCAUACAUUUGCCAUUUGUGCGAUACCAUAUGAAGGCGUGCGCUAAAAUUGUGCUUAGACCCGACGAGGAUCGAUUGCAGAAUGACCUCGACGGUGGAACACCCAUCGCCAAGUAUGGGGUUCUGACGCUUGAACCCACUUCACCGCCAGCAAAUGCAUCGAACAACACCACAGGCGCGUUAAGUUUCAGUAAUCCCGUUUACGAGCUUUCUAAUCCGACGGCAGGUGAAAGUGUAAUCGAAGGCCUGAAUAGUUUACCCGAUAUGCCGAGCACACCACAGGAGCCCACCACACCGACUACGGUUGCUUUCAAAGUGGAGCAUGUGCUCACUCCCGGCACUUGUACCCCCGGAAAGCUAAGUGAUUUGAAGAAUGGCUUCGUUUCGCGUUGGACCGUCGCACAAGCGAUCUAUCCAUAUAUGGUCUGCAUUGCGUUGGCCUAUUGCGUCACGCUCUCCCUGUAUCCCGGCAUCGAAUCGGAAAUAAUUUCAUGUAGCCUUGGCACUUGGUUGCCGGUGCUGCUGAUGUUUACAUUCAACACCGCUGACGUAAUAGGCAAAAUACUAGCUGCAGUGCCAUAUCCAUGGUCACGUCGUCAACUGAUCUUAAUGUCUGGCCUGCGUAUAGUAUUGGUACCGCUCUUGUUGCUUUGUUGUGCGCCGCGACAUCAGCCUGUCAUUUCGGGCGAGACAGCGGCUUUUGUCUUCACAAUUGGUUUAGGCGUCAGCAAUGGUCUUGCUGGUAGUCUUCCAAUGAUGCUAGCACCGGCCAAGGUACCUGGUACCCUCAAAGAGGUCACCGGCAACAUGAUGACGCUAUCGUACAAUGUAGGCCUUACGACUGGCUCAUUAAUUGGUUACGUUUUUGAAUCCAUGCUUGGCGCGCAGCUCACCAAUCCCUGUCCCACUUACCCUUAUGCACCGGCUUCAAUGUUAGAUCCAACAGGCGCACAUGCACAGCUUAUCAGCACCACUAGCACGACUAGCACCACAUCGCCAAUGUUGAAUACGACAGCCGUUGCCGCGGCGCUGUUCACCACAACAGUUUCGACGCUAUUGCCCACCACCGAGGCGAGCACAACUGCUCUGGCGGCAACAGCAGCAGCUGCAACAACUGCGGCAGCAGUGACCACAACCAGUACAACCGUGGGGCCAAUACUACCCACAUUGAUCGCGCCGACUACUGCGUUAGUCACCUCCACAGCGGCGGCGAUUUUGAGUUCGGUAGCGGGCACGAUCGAUAAUGUGGUCUCGGCUGUUGUAAGCACCGUCUCCUCGGCGGGCCUCGAUUUAAGUGCGGAAACGAGUAUAAGCACCACAGAUCCACAAACGCCAAAUGAGUUGAUGCAAAGGAUUUAAGCGCAAAAAUGACAUUUGGAAAGGUUGGAAAUGAUUUCGAAAAGGGUUUAACUAAAUUACAUAGCGAGGAGAGAGUUUAGAGGAUUUUAAGAAGUCUCAUAAGAAAGGCAGUGAACUAUUUUGUAGCAGAUAUUUUAAUUUACGAAACAAUAUUUUUCGUUAUUUUUAUGACAGUUUAUUGUUUCCUCUUAAGCGCGUGAGGCAAUAUUGUAAAUAGCUGAUUCAAAUAUUAAAAUACGAGGGUUUUUAUUUUGGAGGCCA